AUGCCAUUGAAUAUCCUCGGGACUAUUUUGCUAGAAGGAACCGACAAGGUUCCUGGAUGGGACUAUGUGAAGAUGUAUGGGCCGCUGGUGGUUCUUGCUGGAUCCUUGAAGUACUAUUUGAACGGAUCUACCAAUACCUGGGAAAGAGACCUACACGGCAAGGUCUACAUGGUGACGGGAGGAACGUCGGGAAUCGGGGCAUCUUUGGUCUACGAUCUUGCCAAGAGAGGUGCCCAGUUGGUGCUUUUAACGUCUCAGCUCGACUUGGAAGGCGUGGGAACAGCAUGGAUCGCCGACUAUAUUCAAGAUCUCAGAGAUGACACAGGAAACCAAUUGAUUUACGCGGAAAGUUGCGACUUGUCCUCGCUUUACUCGGUCAGAAAGUUUGCCACCAAGUGGCUGGAUCAAACUCCGCCUCGGAGACUCGACGGUAUCUUAUGUCUGGCAGCAGACUCCGAGCCUUCGGGCAAGGCCAGAGAGUCGAGCGUGGAUGGAGUGGAGAUCCAAAUGGCCGUCAACUACCUUGGCCAUUACCAUCUGCUCACUUUAUUAGAGCCAGCAUUGAAAGUCCAGCCAGCAGACAGAGACGUUCGCGUGUUGCUGGCCAGUUGCAUGAGUCAAAGCUUGGGAGAGAUCAAUCUUGACGAUUUAUUAUGGGAAGAACGGAAAUAUCCAUCGAAACAACCAUGGAAAGUGUACGGAAGCUCAAAGCUGAUGCUUUCGAUGUUUGCCAAGGAGUACCAAAGAAGACUGGACAUGUUCCAGAGAAAAGACGGAGAGCCAAACAACACGCGGUUGAACGUUGUGAAUCCGGGAAUAGUGAGAACUCCGUCUACGCGUCGUGUUUUGUCGCUGGGAACUGUUUGGGGACUGUUCCUUUACGUUUUGAUGUACCCAAUUUGGUGGUUUUUGCUCAAGUCUGGCGAACACGGAAUGCAGUCGUUUUUGUUUGCGAUGAAUACUCCGGAGCUGGUGAAAAGAAAGGGCGGGAACUAUAUUAAAGAGUGUUCUAUUGUUUCGAACGAAACCAGGUCCGAGCUGAAAGACGAACAACUCCAGGCCACCUUGUUUGACAAAACCAAGGAGUUGAUCGAAGUUUUGGAGAAACGGUCUGCGAUCGAGCGGAAUAGAACAAAGAUUAAGCCAAAGGAGGAAAAGAAAAAGAAGGAUAAACAGGUCAAGAAAGACGAUGGUGUUUUAUCGGAAGCAGACAGACUAAGUGUUUUCAAGUCUGCGUUCAAAGACCAACCGUUGCCAAACAGAUCACUACAGCUAACACCAGAAGAGGAAAAACAACGGAAUCUGAGAUUGACAAAUCUCGAUAAAAAGCUUAACAAAUCCAGAAAAGCAUAA
Messenger RNA from Ogataea philodendri, 1353 nucleotides. RefSeq lists its product as uncharacterized. The record is from RefSeq and is a predicted model, not a curated record. Lineage: Eukaryota; Fungi; Ascomycota; Pichiomycetes; Pichiales; Pichiaceae. The coding region runs from base 1 to 1353 and encodes 450 amino acids. The transcript has a single exon.